GACGUCCCGUCAGAAAACCCUUGAGCUGCUCGGCGGCGCGGCUGCGGCUCUGCCUCGGCGCAACAGAUAUGUGACUUUGGUCGAGUUACUUUACCUCGCUGUGCUGCAGUUUCCUGUGUAAAACGGAGAAGAUAACUGUUACUUGACUUGAGAAUGGGGAAAUAAAAGGAAUAAAGGCCAACCCCACUUUGAGGGGCUAUGACAUAAUGCCAGGAAGAGGGAGUUGAAGUGACCUGCGUGAUUCUGAGUGAGCUGGUCAGGGAGGCCUUCCUGGAGGAGGCUCAGGCUCCAAAGGAGUGGCUACCACGACAUACCAAGUUAUUUCCAGGGUUGGGCCCAGCACUAGCACUGACUCAGCCGGGGUCCCCACUGGUUCCCAAGGAUGAGACUGCUCCGCAGACGCCACUUGUCCCUGCGCCUGGCCGUGGUGGGCAGUGCCUUUGUGCUCUUCCUCUUCAUCCUGCAGAGGGAUGUAAGCAGUAGGGAACAGGCCACAGAGAAACCAUGGCUGAAGUCCUUGGUGAGCCAGAAGGACCACGUCCUGGACCUCAUGCUGGGAGCCGUGAACAACCUUAAGGAUUCGAUGCCCAAGCUCCAGAUCAGGGCUCCGGAGCCUCAGGAGGCACUGGUCUCCACAAACAAGUCCUGCCUCCCUGGGUUCUAUACCCCAGCUGAACUGAAGCCCUUCUGGGAACGGCCACCACAGGACCCAAACAGCCCUGGGGCGGACGGGAAAGCAUUUCAGAAGGACAAGUGGACCCCCCUGGAGACCCAGGAAAAGGAAGAAGGCUAUAAGAAGCACUGCUUCAACGCCUUUGCCAGCGACCGGAUCUCCCUGCAGAGGGCCCUGGGGCCAGACACUCGACCCCCCGAGUGUGUCGACCAGAAGUUUCGGCGCUGCCCGCCACUGCCCACCACCAGUGUCAUCAUUGUGUUUCACAACGAGGCCUGGUCCACACUGCUGCGAACCGUGUACAGUGUCCUGCAUGCCACCCCUGCCAUCCUGCUGAAGGAGAUCAUACUGGUGGAUGAUGCUAGCACUGAGGAGUAUUUAAAGGAGCAACUGGAGCAGUACGUGAAGCAGCUGCAGAUCGUGAGGGUGGUGCGGCAGGAGGAGAGGAAGGGGCUGAUCACAGCCCGGCUGCUGGGAGCCAGCGUGGCACAGGCCGAGGUGCUCACCUUCCUGGAUGCCCACUGUGAGUGCUUCCAUGGCUGGUUGGAGCCCCUCCUAGCUCGCAUCACCGAGGAUGAGACAGCGGUGGUGAGCCCAGACAUCGUCACCAUUGACCUUAACACUUUUGAGUUCUCUAAACCUGUCCAGAAGGGCAGAGUCCAUAGCCGUGGCAACUUUGACUGGAGCCUGACUUUCGGCUGGGAGACUUUACCUACACAUGAAAGGCAGAGGCGCAAGGAUGAGACCUACCCAAUCAAAUCCCCGACGUUUGCUGGUGGCCUCUUCUCCAUCUCCAAGUCCUACUUUGAGCACAUCGGUACCUAUGAUAAUCAGAUGGAGAUCUGGGGAGGGGAGAACGUGGAAAUGUCCUUCCGGGUGUGGCAGUGUGGGGGCCAGCUGGAGAUCAUCCCCUGCUCUGUGGUAGGCCACGUGUUCCGUACCAAGAGCCCCCACACCUUCCCCAAGGGCACCAAUGUCAUUGCUCGCAACCAAGUGCGCCUGGCUGAGGUCUGGAUGGACGACUACAAGGAGCUUUUCUAUCGGAGAAACAUACAGGCAGCAAAAAUGGCCCAAGAGAAAUCCUUCGGUGACAUUUCUGAACGACUGCAGCUAAGGGAACAACUACACUGUCGUAACUUUUCCUGGUACCUGCACAAUGUCUACCCAGAGAUGUUUGUUCCUGACCUGAAGCCCAUCUUCUACGGAGCUAUAAGGAACCUUGGCAUCAGUCAGUGCCUGGAUGUGGGGGAGAACAACCGUGGAGGGAAGCCCCUCAUCAUGUACCCCUGCCAUGGCCUUGGUGGCAACCAGUACUUUGAGUACACAACCCAGAGGGACCUUCGCCACAACAUUGCAAAGCAACUGUGUCUACACGCCAGCGCCGGCACUGUGGGCCUCAGGGGCUGCCACUUCACUGGCAAAAACAGCCAAGUCCCUACAGAUGAGGAAUGGGUAUUGACCCAGGACCAGCUCAUCAGGAAUUUAGGAUCUGGUACCUGCCUGACGUCCAAGGACAAAAAGCCAGUCAUGGCCUCCUGCGAUCCCAGUGACCCCCACCAGCACUGGCUCUUCAUCUAGACUGCAGAUCAUCCCCUGUGGGAGUUCCCACAAGCCUCUCAGGAAACAGUGCUUUGGGGACCCUGGUGUUUGGGAACCCAAUCACCAGCUUCUCUGUAGGCCUUAAAGAUGGAGUUCUAAACCUAAUUUUGGAUGUCAAGGCAGGACCUUCCUACUUCUUACAACAACGUUUGGCCCGUUUUCUUUACAUUGAUGGAAGAGACUGUAAGAACACAUAACACUUGGCCUAGAGCUUUCCUUCUGUCCUGGACAUGGAGACUUCCAAAGCAGAGAAAGCUCCAGGGAUGGGGCCCAAGGCAGCAAUGCUGAAUUCAAGAAGAGGACUUCUGCAGCCAUGUGCUGUGUCCCUGGUCAUGUAGAGCGCCCGCGGAAUCCAGUGAUGUAGUUUAUGCUAACAGAGUUCCCUCUGUUAGGGGUCUUAAGAGUGUUUCCUUUGCUUAUAGUACCCCAAGUCUGUAGAGCCGUUUACCAAAAAUGCCCUAACAGGAAUCCUUUCUCUUCAUCUGCACAAUAACUGUGUGAGAAAGGCGGGGCAGGAACGGCACACCCACUUUACAGACAAGAAAGCUGAGGCUGAGAGGGGUAAAGGAUGUUCUCUAGUCCCACAACUGGUGGAUGGCUGGAGCCAAAACUGAGGCUUGAUUUUGAGCACUCAACCACGGCGCCUUCCACCGCACCACAAGAACACUAGACAACUAGCCACUGGCCUGCCCCUUCUCUCUUUGCUCCUUUCUCAUCAUUUCCAGCUGACCGGUCUCCAUAAAGCUUAGAACAGUGGAGCCAGGUAGCCAUGAAGGAGAGAGACUAUAAAGGUCAUGGAGCCAGUGACUCUCAGGUUUAGGCCCCAGAGCCCUUUUUUCUAUGCCCCGUGUAUAAUGUAAUAAAAGGCAAAGUAGCCAUGGGUGAAAUUGAGGGCGGACAAGGGCAAUGCCCCUGAACUUCUAACAUUCUGUAAGACAAUUUGAAAACUGUCAUCUCGGUGCAGGCUUAUCAUUUUCCUAUUAUGAAACUGAGGGCAAAUAAGUGAAGUAAUUUGCCCAAGGCCACACAGCCAGUCAUUGGCAACCCUGAGGCAAGGACCCAGAUAAGGCCCACAGGAGCCUUGGGAAGUGUGAGGGAUCAGGGACAGCGUAUACUCAAACACGACUGCACGGACUGGCCUUGUCUGCUGUACUCACGUGAAGUCCCACACAGAACGGUCCUGACAGUACGUGUCAGCUCUUUUCCAAGCAAGUUGGACUCCACACACAUGGACACACAAGUCCUUCCAGAAGGUCUUCUCACUUUCAGUAGCAAGUUGUCAUCUAAGGCAUCACCACGUGAGGGUGCCAUGGGACCAUAGCUGCCUCUCCUUCCCAGCAGCUCUUUCCCGCAGGAGGGCUCCUAGCUCCCUGAAGAGCCUUCAGGACCCUGUAGAGGGAACACUCUGAAGUAGCCCAGCCAAAGGGAGAAGGCAGAGCAUAGCCUCUCCCAGGAUGUGGCCUGGAGUGGGGAAGGGGAAAGGUCUUUUCCUGAAAGAGAAGAGAAUUGGGCGUGAGAUCCACAGGGAAAUAAAGGUUUUAUGAUGUU
Molecule: messenger RNA, 3820 nt
Organism: Pteronotus mesoamericanus
Lineage: Eukaryota; Metazoa; Chordata; Mammalia; Chiroptera; Mormoopidae
Gene: GALNT6
Product: polypeptide N-acetylgalactosaminyltransferase 6
Exons: 13
Coding region: 383-2251 (622 amino acids)
Biological process (GO): protein O-linked glycosylation
Cellular component (GO): Golgi apparatus
Molecular function (GO): polypeptide N-acetylgalactosaminyltransferase activity
Source: RefSeq, a predicted model, not a curated record